ACUGAUGCUAAAUUUGUGCGACCGCUUCAGACUGUAAACACGUGUGAAUUAUAUUCUAACUUGGAGUUAUCACAUUAUCGAAAUAAAAAGCCACUUUAUUUACAAAAUGCCGAAAGUAAAAACAGAGAAAAAGAACCGACGGCACCAGGAAAUAAAGAGUCAAGGUAUAAUGUUUAAUACUGGAAUUGGUCAGCAUAUUCUGAAAAAUCCUCUAGUUGUCAAUGGUAUUAUUGAUAAGGCUGCCCUUAGACCAACAGAUGUUGUAUUGGAAGUUGGACCUGGCACAGGCAACAUGACUGUAAAACUGCUGCAAAAAGCAAAAAAGGUGAUUGCUUGUGAAAUCGACCCUAGACUUGUUGCUGAAUUGCAAAAAAGAGUACAGGGCACUCCAUUUCGAAGUAAGCUUGAAAUCUUGGUUGGAGACGUGCUGAAGACAGAUUUGCCAUUUUUUGAUGUUUGUGUGGCUAAUUUGCCCUAUCAGAUAUCCUCUCCGUUUGUCUUUAAGUUGCUACUUCACAGACCAUUUUUCAGAUGUGCUGUGCUAAUGUUCCAGCAAGAAUUUGCUCUUAGACUGGUUGCAAAACCUGGUGAUAAACUGUACUGCCGAUUAUCAAUAAACACUCAGCUGCUAGCACGUGUGGAUCAUCUCAUGAAGGUUGGGAAGAACAAUUUUUGUCCUCCACCCAAAGUCGAAUCAAGUGUUGUUCGAAUAGAGCCAAGGAAUCCACCACCACCAAUAAAUUUUCAAGAAUGGGAUGGGCUUGUUCGGAUAGCAUUUGUGCGGAAGAAUAAGACACUAAGUGCUGCAUUUAAAUCUUCAGCAGUUGAACAACUCCUAGAGAAAAAUUACAGAGUCCACUGUUCUGUGCAUAACAUUGUGAUACCAAAUGAUUUUAAAAUUGCAGAAAUGAUAAACAGUGUCCUUCAGGAAUCUGGCUUCAGUGAAAAACGGGCCCGAUCUAUGGAUGUUGAUGAUUUUAUGAAGUUACUUCAUGCAUUUAACUCUGUGGGCAUACACUUCUCAUAAAAGGAAAACUCUAAAUGUGGAUAAUUUUUAAUGUAAAAUAAAUAUUUUUUUGAAGUCUGAA
This is a messenger RNA of Polypterus senegalus (gray bichir), 1088 nucleotides long. It is a transcript of the gene dimt1l, whose product is annotated as DIM1 dimethyladenosine transferase 1-like (S. cerevisiae). The coding region runs from base 107 to 1027 and encodes 306 amino acids. Gene Ontology annotation, cellular component: mitochondrial matrix. The transcript has 12 exons. The record is from RefSeq and is a predicted model, not a curated record. Lineage: Eukaryota; Metazoa; Chordata; Cladistia; Polypteriformes; Polypteridae. Gene Ontology annotation, biological process: rRNA methylation. Gene Ontology annotation, molecular function: rRNA (adenine-N6,N6-)-dimethyltransferase activity.